This is a messenger RNA of Branchiostoma belcheri (Belcher's lancelet), 4649 nucleotides long. Its product is annotated as sodium-independent sulfate anion transporter-like. Gene Ontology annotation, cellular component: membrane. Gene Ontology annotation, biological process: transmembrane transport. The record is from RefSeq and is a predicted model, not a curated record. Gene Ontology annotation, molecular function: sulfate transmembrane transporter activity. NCBI's taxonomy places the organism in Eukaryota, Metazoa, Chordata, Leptocardii, Amphioxiformes, Branchiostomatidae. The coding region runs from base 199 to 2181 and encodes 660 amino acids. The transcript is spliced from 18 exons.
GUGUGAUACAAUGAGGUCAAAGGUUGGUGGCUAAUAUCGGGCACGCAAAGUGACACUCAACAAACACACGUCAAAGUCCACACGGCGUUUUCCACAGCGUUACAGCCAUGUCCUGGUCGCAAAGGGACUGAGAACUCACGACAGAGAACCCCCUUGAAUCAGAAAGACCCAGAAAGGUCUUCAAGUAAGUAGGAGUGGAUGGCAGUGGUCCUGAGGAAGUGCAAAAGAAAUGGCGUCAAAUUGGUCCAGCAAACAUGUUCUAUCGGCUUCCUUAAGAAGAGACUCCCGAUCGUGGAAUGGCUGCCCAGGUACAAUCUGGAGAAGUUCCAGGGUGAUCUGAUCGCAGGUUUGACGGUUGGUUUGACAGUAAUCCCCCAGGGGUUGGCGUAUGCUGCAGUCGCAGAGCUACCACUUCAGUAUGGUCUGUAUUCAGCCUUUAUGGGCUGUUUUAUCUACUGCCUGUUUGGCACAUCGAAGGACGUCACACUGGGACCAACGGCCAUCAUAUCACUGAUGACGGCCGAGUACGCAAAGGGAGAACCCACGCUCGCUAUCGCUCUCUGCCUCUGUGCAGGACUUGUACAGUUUGCCAUGGGUGUCUUACAGUUAGGUUUUUUAGUGAAUUUUAUGGCAUUUCCGGUCAUCUCAGGGUAUAUGUCAGCUGCAGCUUUAAUCAUUGGGUGUGGUCAGCUGAAGCUAAUCUUUGGACUUAAAGAUGUUCGGAGAGACUUCAUCUGGAACAUCUAUGACACAUUCAGGAAACUGCCAGAAACAAAUCACUGGGACCUGACUCUGGGAGUUAUAUCUUUUGUCAUACUGUUAAUAAUGAAGUGGUUAAAGGACAGGGACUGGGACAAAAACAGGGACCCUUUCACACCCCUCACCACAAGACAGAGGGUUGGGAGGAAGGCUGUAUGGGUCAUAGGAACCGGAAGGAAUGCUCUUAUUGUAAUUGCGACGACAAUCCUUGCUGGAGUUCUAUUCAGCAACAACAUUAAACCCUUCACGAUGACCAAAGACGUGCCACCAGGGUUCCCUGAUGUGGGGCCCCCUAGCUUCUCCUACCAGCAUAACAACCGUACUGUGGAAGGGGAAGAGUUUUUAAGUCAUUUAGGAGCCGGGAUUGCAGUCUUACCUCUCAUUGCAAUACUUGAGACCAUUGCGUAUGGUAAAGCCUUUGCUAGUAGGAACAAAUACAGAAUAGAUCCUACGCAAGAACUCUUAGCACUUGGCAUGUCCAACAUAGUGAGUUCGUUCUUCGGAUCAUACCCCAUGUCCUGUAGCGCCUCCAGAACAGCUAUCAACUCCACCAGUGGGGUUAGGACUCCGUUAGGCGGCAUUUUUGCAGGGUUGCUGGUGAUCCUAGCCCUUGCGUUCAUCAUGCCGUAUUUCCGGUACAUCCCCAGUGCAGUGCUGGGAGCAGUCAUCAUUGCCUCAGUUAUCAACAUGUUUGAGUAUCAGGCCAUCCCCAAACAGUGGAGGAUACACAAACAAGACUUGUUGGUGUGGAUGGCGUGCUUCUUAUGUGUGUUGCUUCUGGGAAUUCAGUUUGGCAUCCUUGUUGGAGUGGGCCUUGGGCUGAUUUUUGAGUUGUAUGGAUUAGCUAAACCUGGCACAAAGGUUGACAUCAUUGACUGCUGCCCAAAAAUUGCUGUGAUGAGGUUUGAAAAGGGUCUGUCCUUCCCUGCAUCAGACUUUAUUGUCACCACCAUCCACAAUGCUGGCUUGGAUGAGCCGCCCUACAAACCUGUCAUUCUAGACUUCACCCAUGUGUCACAUCUAGACUUCAGUGUCAUCAGGGCACUCUCCAUAUCUGUUGAAGAGUACGCCACAAACAACACACCCUUAUACUUCGCCUGUGUCAGUAGGAGUUUGGAAAUGAAGCUGAAAAAGGCCAUUAAGGACCUCCAGUGUUUCCCUACAGUCCAGCUGGCUACAGAAGCAAUUCUUGAUGAAGGCGUACAUGGGUGUAUAGGCAUGGGUUUCACCGAGGGGCAAAACCGGGGAACCCGGAGAAUAACCCCCGGUACAGGUGCCUCAACAGAAGACGGAGACGUCCACCAGCCCAUCCUGAUGACAGAACUGUCCUCAGACCAUCUGGACGUCUCCAGUGACACGGGCGAGGUUCUACAGAACAAUAUAUCCUCCUCAGGUAGAGACAAUCAUGAGACAGCUGUCUAGUCAACAUCCGGGAGUUACCAUCACCCCAUCCUGUCCUGCCAGACAUGCAACUUGUAUUACCUCAUACGAAAUAGCAAGCAUUGGCCCUGGCCUCUCAACCUGUCAUUCUGACAGCAUUAGUGCAGGCCAACUAUCAGCCAAUCAGACACUUUACUCAGAUUUUGUUCCUGGGGAAAAUUACCAGCCAAUCGUGCUGUCUGUUAGUCUCAGGUGGCAAAGUGAUUGGCUGGUAACUUAUCAGUGGAUUACAGCUGAGAGGGGUGGAUUUCAGAUUGAUAUGCCUAGGCCGAUGCUUGCUAUCAAAUGUGUAUUGUGUAAUACAAGAUGUUCAGGAUGGCAAAAAAAAAUUCUUGUAGUACACGAGCCUAUUAUGUGAUCAUGACAAUGGUAUCGUUUGAUUAAAACUAGUUUUGUGAAAACAGGAAAGCCAUAAAAAUGCAGCAAUAUUUCAGAAGAGGGUGCAUUUACCUCACCAUGCUACAAAAAUGAGCACAAUUGAAUAUCAUCUUAAUUUAUCAUAACCAAUACUGAGACUGAGCAAAUUAUUCAGUCUUUUUCCAGCAGGGUAAAAGGGGCGUGUGCAACAAAAGAAGAGAGUUUUCUGACUGUCUGCUUGCAGCUUUGGCAGUCACUGCCAGUCAGGAACAUUGAUUACUCACAACAAUGUUUUGAAUUAAUGAUAAUGGUGCCUUAGCUACUGCUGCUAGCAAUGGUGUAAUUCUGUGAAGGUGUUUCAACUCUUCAUGAGUUCUGAAGGCAAUCCAUUGGGGAUGUAUCAUGGCCGGUAACAAAGAAAGAUUUGUGUCAUCUGUAAAGUUGAAGACACAACCACCAUAAGACUGGUGUAGUCCUUGUGUAGAAAGAACAAUGGGAUUUAGUGAUGAUAAUAAUCCAUGAGCAGGAAAGAAAGAUGAUUGUGGUGCAUGUGUCAAAUAGCACAGUAGUGGAAUCCCCCAGUAGGAGUUGUUUGGAAAAAAAUAUGAUCAGAACAGUAUGUGUUCCAGAAUUGAGGACAAGGGUUUUGUAGUGGAUUGAUGCCUUGUAAAAUGAGCACUUUUCUGUGUCCACUAAGAAGCAAAUAGCAAAUAUCUAUGAGACAAAAUAUACUUUGCUACUUUCUAUAAAUCAUAGUAUUUUGCUAAUCAAGAUCAAGAUAUCUUUUAUGAGUACCUAACCAUUAUGUAAAUAUGAUGUUUCUUGUCAGAUUUAGCUGUAUAUGAAAAAUGCUAAUUCUUAAUAGGGAAAUCUAUUGAUCAAAUAGGUCCUAUGGACUGCUUGUCACCAUAGCAAGGUGAAGAUUACAACACUGUAGUGUUUGAUCGGUUGCUUGAUUGUUCAUUCAUGUGACUUUGUGAUAUUUUAUGUCAUAUCCAAUUACUACAGCUAAAGCCGCACACUACAUUUGUACUGUACUUAACCCAAGUUCCCCUUAGGAAUCAUAAUGAUUUUAGUUUUGUUUGACUCUUUUUUUGUGAAAAAGACAAACAUGAAAUUCAACAACAGUUUUGGGUUUGGUAUGUCUGUAUAGUGGUUUGUCCAGGAAUGUAGGUCAAGGUAUUUUAGUAGGUUAUGCCAUCAGCCAACAAAUGGUAACACACCAGGAGUGUGUGGCAACGCACCCUAAUAGUCGAUUUGAGCCAAAGCAAUCUGCACAAAUACAUUACAUGGCACAUGGUAAAAGCAAGUACUAUAGAAAAACCAACCCAAAUAACACAUGACAAACCUCAAGUUACUUCCAUAAAAAAUGGUCUGGAUGAUGUGUGGGGUAUACUUCAAGAUCCCCUGGAUGGAUUGCGAUGGUACAUGUAUUUUGCAGGUGUGUAGGUUGAUUUUGGGCACCUGGUGAUUGAACUUUGUUCUGCAGUAGGAAAUUUUGAAAAUAUCAUUGGGCCUGGAUGUUCUGUGCAUCUGUAGUUGUUGCAAUAUUAAGGGUUUAGUGCUGCUGCCUACCCCUGUGUCAGGGACACCGGCAACAGUAUCUUUUCUUGUUCGUCCCUGGUGGUCGAGGAUGACCAAUGGCCUUGGCUCAUCACUGUCUCAGUUGAUGGGUCUGGAGGUGGUAUAGUCAAAGCUUUGAUAGUGAGUGAGUGGUGUAAAUUUUGGCCCCCUAGCUGUUUGAUGUGGCCUUUUGGUGUUUUUGUUUGGUCAGUGGGUAGGCACGUGAGCCUUUGUGUUUUAGCAUGCAUUAGCAGGUUCUUGUAGAUCUACAUUUAAAAAAAAAAUCUUACACCCCUUUUUCUGACGGAUUGAUGUAGUAUUAGUUGGAUUGCAGGUCACUGAAAUGGAAAUGGUGUCUGUUGUAUCAAGUUUCAUAGCUGUAACGUCUGUGCUGUGGUAAGGCUUUAAUAUGGGUUUUAUCUUUCAUUAUGCAGAUGUAGACUUUGCAUUGCCUGUGAACCCAAGAGUUGUCUCUGAUGGUAGGUCAUAGCCUGGACGUGGGUUUGAGUUCAUGUUUGUCUCUUAACUGU